CGCCAUUUCAACUUGGAAUCGAUUCCAUCACCCGAACCUCAACGACAGCCUUCAUCAGCCUACCACCGCCAUCAUGUCGUCCCAAGCGGCCAAAGCCGCCAGCAACGUGGUCAGCAUCGCCAAGGUACGACUCAUGAACAAAUCUCCGAACCCAAUGCCUCCCAAUGGCCCUUCGACAGCAGCCCCUACGUUCGAAUUACCUCGCACAUCAUGAAAGCCAAUACAUGACAUACAGCCGCUAAUAGAACCUCUGUCGUACAGAAGCAAACCCUCCAGUCGACGGGCAUCUGGGAGGCCUUCCGUCGCUUCAUGGCCAUCGACCCUGAGCGAUCCAACGGUGUCCCUUUGAACCCUCACUUCCGAAACCCUACACCCGGCGCCAACCCUCCUCUCGAGUACGACGACCCCGUUACGCUGCCCGCCGGCGACAUCGCCGACAACCCUUACUGGAAGCGCGACAACCGCCGAAACUACCCCCAGCUCAGCGUCGUCAACCAAUCCCAGUUCGCCCAGCUCCUCACUGUCGGCAGCGCCGCGGCUCCCAAGGUCGAGCUCAUCGGCGAGGCUGGUGAGAAGCAGCUCGUGGCUGUCAAGCAGGAAUCCGAGACUGGUCUGGCAAAGGCUCUCGAGAAGGCGACCGAUGCGACUAAGGAUGUGUUCGUUAAUGGUAUGCCCCCUCUGCCCAGUGGCCAGACCUUGGCAACUGGAAAGUGGGAUGUGCACAAGUAUGAGGUGACAGAGAGAUCUUAUGGUGAAGGAUACCCUUGCAGAUCAUUCAAAUAAAUUAGAAGCGAAGAGGGUGGUUGUGGAUACAAAUUAUGAGGUAGUGAGGGUAUAGAAUUUCCAUUGACAAUACAGAUGAUUUUCCUUUUUCAAAUAUGAAAGUCUUUGAUACCGAUGUUCAUACGCCAAACCAAACUCCGAAUCCGUUUCUGAUAUUCUCAGGAUGUUGGUGAUUCUCCCGAUGCCUCUCUUCCACCACUCCCCGCCAUCUUUUCGACAAUCUUGGCCUUUCCUUGUGCCCGUUUAACCCGGUCAUCAAAAUCUUGAACCGCAUCAUCCGAGUUCUCAGUCGAAAGUGUAUCUGGCUCUACGAGAGCAUACAGAGUGUUGAUGUUCUUCUCCAGUCUUGCGUUCUUGGGUAGUGGUGGCAACGUGCAAGUCUCUCCUGAAGCAGUACCGUCCUUGUGUGGUAUUCGGUUCGCCCAUACGAUAGCUUUGCUGGCAAGACGGCCACUUUCGAGGAACUUCUCAAAGCCCUUUUGCAUACCAAAAGAUCGUCCUUCAAUCCGCCCCGCUUGAACGCCGUCUUUGAUGCCUUGUUGGUAGCCUUCUGAGUAAAAGCGCUCUUCGAGGUUGAGGACAUCCUCGAAGGGAUCAAAGGAGUCUGUUUGUCUUGUUUCCAUGGUAUCUGUGUGUGUUCUUUGGGUUGAAUCUUGACUCACUGAUUUGUAAGUGAGUUGCGAGACUGAGUGAGUGAGUGGCAGAAUUUGCGUCACCGCCCACUAAUGGCGGGGCAGUUAGACUUAUUACAACAGUCUGGAAGGGUUAACUUUCAUUGCAACACAGUUACUGGCUAACAUGAAUUUGUAUAAGUUGCGUAGAAUUUACUACAAAAGAUGCCUUCUAAUGACCAUGCCCUUGAGAAACACCUGACUUCUAUUUUCCUUUACUCCAUGAU
Fusarium odoratissimum NRRL 54006 is the source of this 1681-nucleotide messenger RNA. RefSeq names its product NADH dehydrogenase. The transcript is spliced from 2 exons. Bases 310 to 783 code for a protein of 157 amino acids. The record is from RefSeq and is a predicted model, not a curated record. Lineage: Eukaryota; Fungi; Ascomycota; Sordariomycetes; Hypocreales; Nectriaceae.